This is a messenger RNA of Eruca vesicaria subsp. sativa (arugula), 2026 nucleotides long. The record is from the annotation of a GenBank genome assembly. NCBI's taxonomy places the organism in Eukaryota, Viridiplantae, Streptophyta, Magnoliopsida, Brassicales, Brassicaceae.
GCUUUCGAUAACUUGUCUCUUUGAACUUUCUUCCCCAUAUCAUUUCUAGACUUUUGCCAUGGAUUCUUAUUCACUUAACUGUACCGAGGUUGGGAAACUUGUGUUGAGCUCCGGUCUCUUAGAAAGAUCAUGGAGUAAGAUCUCGGACAUAAAUGAGUCAGUGCAACAAUCUAAUGAUUCAGCUGUAGAAUUCAAGGUUUACCGUGAAGCCACAUUCGUUUUUGUGGUUUUCUCUACACCACCGGUUGGCACAGAUGCCUUUUUAAACUCUGGUUCUACUCUUGUUCCUGAUGUUAAGUCAGAAUAUGCUAACAUGUUUAGCUUCCUCUGCUCUGAGAAGACCCCUUCCUUCUCUCUUCAUACACAUGCUCUUAAGCUUUUUGCCUCUACUGUGGCUAAGAAUAGGAGUCUCACUGACCUCAAAACAGAGUUGCUCCAUUUGCUUGAAUUCAAGAAACCUGUGAUCAUCACCGGAGCUGCUUUAGGAGGCUCCCUAGCAUCUCUGUUCACACUAUGGCUUCUAGAAUCCAUCAAGCCAGACCUAAAACGUCCCUUGUGCAUCACGUUUGGCUCUCCCUUUAUCGGAGACGCUAAUCUCCAACAGAUUCUAGAGAACUCCGUGAGGAACUCAUGUUUCCUUCACGUGGCUGAUACUACACAAACUCCCAUCAUAACAACAGGUUCCGAGCCUUUUGGAACAUACUUGAUCUGUAAGGAAUCUUCAUGUGUUUGCAUCGAUGACCCUAAGGCCAUCAUAGAAUUGCUACUCGGUGGUAAUACAGAUUUAGAAGGCAAGAGAGACUACGGAGAAGUUCUAAAGAGUCUUGAUAGAUCUUCAAUGGUGGAUGCAAGACUGAUGAUUGGUGACGUUAUCAUCAAUGGUAUGAAGAACCGUGCUGCAGAAAAGAAGCAGCGUUUUGAUCAGCUUAAGAAACUAGCUGAAGUAAAGAUAUCAAUGGCUCAUAUGGAGUGGUACAAGAAGUUGAGCAAGAAGGAUCACAAGAUCGUUUACUACGACCGGUUCAAGAACGAACCAGUUUUUCCUUAUGAGCAUCUCAGGAGAGAGAUGAAUGAUUACUGGGAAACAAUGGUUCAAGAAGUAGAGAAGAUGCCUCAGGGUGAAGCAUCUUAUCUCAAGAAACGUUGUCUCCUCUCCGCAAACAACUAUAGAAGGUUAAUGGAACCGUUAGACAUUGCUAAAUAUUACCUAGAGGGUAAGAAAGAGUAUAGAACUAAGGGAAGGCCUCACCACUAUGUUAUGCUAGAGAAAUGGUUUGAGCAGCAGGAGAAGUCUAAAGAACCGCUUAGAGGUAAGGGCACGGAUUUGAGUGAGCUAUUAACGUUUGAUUCUUGCUUUUGGUCUGAAGUUGAGGACGCUUUGAUUGCUAUCAAUGAGCUGAAAACACAACCAAAAGAGGGAUUGGUCGGAAAACUCGUGAAGUUUGAGGAGUACGUGUGGGAGAUCAUAGGAAAACGUGAGGUUUCUCCGGAGAUUUUCAUGGAGAGAAGCAGUUUCAUGACGUGGUGGAAAGAGUACAAAGAGAUUAAAAGAACAAGAGAUGGGUUUAGCUCUUCACCUUCAAAGUUCACCGAGUUUAUGAACACUAGGGAGUAUAAGAGUUAUGGUAAGCCUGCGUCGAACUCGAGUGGUUGACUUGCCAGACCAAAGCCCCAAACAAGUGAAGGACCACUGGCCUUACAUUGCAGCUAUUGUUGUCUUUUUGUUUCCAAAAAUUUCUUUUGUUUCUGUACUCUUAAAAGUUCUUAUAUUUGUGAUUUUUAUUUUUAAUUUUCAUAUAUAUAUAUUUUGUAAUCUUGAAUGCUACGUUUAAACUAUGUAUGAAUAAGUUCUCCAUAUAUUUUAUGAACUUUUUUUUGUGAACACUUGACAUUCAUUACAUGCAACUCACAUAGCGUUACCAAACAGCUAACAAUAACUGUUUUUUUAGUUUAUUAACAACUCUCAUCGGAUUUAUCAUCACCAUCAUCAUAAUCAUCACCUCUACUCUUAAAAUACUUGCAAAUA